UCAUGCUGCUGCCAGGUCCAGAGUCUCUCAUGGGUCCCUGUACGCUGCUGCCAGGCCCCUAAUCUGCCAUGGGCCCCCUGUACCGCCUCCUCAUGCUGCUGCCAGGUCCAGAGUGUCUCAUGGGUCCCUGUACGGCGCCCCAUUGCUGCUGUCUCAGGUCCCACACACUGCCAUGUGCCACUUUCAGGUCUCCUCACACACUGCUGGUGUGUUCAUUUUUUGUCAUAGGGUGCUGGCAGAUUACGGGCCUCCCAUAGCUGCUGCCAGGCCCCUAAUCUGCCAUGGGCCCCUAUACCGCCUCCUCAUGCUGCUG
Staurois parvus is the source of this 313-nucleotide messenger RNA. The record is from the annotation of a GenBank genome assembly. Lineage: Eukaryota; Metazoa; Chordata; Amphibia; Anura; Ranidae.